AUGAGUACCGAACCACCAUCACAAUCUCCAACAAUUGCAAAGAGCAAGGGAAAAGCUUCCCAAGACUCCCAACCCUCACAUGUUUUAAAGGCACAUUGGGACACAAAAUCCAUUAAAAGUUUUGUCAAACUUUGUGUGGAGCAACUUAAAAAUCGUUGGGAUACCUUAAAAAAGGAGUGGGGUCUUUGGAAAAAUCUGUUGAGAGAUGAGACUGGGCUGGGGUUAGAUCUCUUGACUGAAGCUAUCAUGACAUCUGAUGAUUGGUGGAAUUUGAAGCUGCAAAGGUAUCCUGAUGUGGCCAAAUUUCAUGAGAAGCCAUUGACAUUGGCCGAUGACAUGGACAAACUAUUCUCUGAUGUUUCUGCAACUGGUGAGUGGGCAUACACCCCAAGCUCUGGAGUGUUUCUUGACACUAAAGGAUCUUACACCCCACUUGGUGAUGAUACUGAUACGGAAAUCCAUUCGUCUGAAUUGAGAAACCAAUGUCGUCGCCAAAAAGAGGGUCCAUCAAAGAAGCAAAAGGGGAACAAAAAACAAUCGGCCGCCGAUGAGUUGAAUAAGACACUUAACCACAUUGUCGAUGCUGUGGAGGCAUCAUCUUCAACUGUGUGA
Messenger RNA from Camellia sinensis, 612 nucleotides. Lineage: Eukaryota; Viridiplantae; Streptophyta; Magnoliopsida; Ericales; Theaceae. The record is from RefSeq and is a predicted model, not a curated record.